AUGAGAUUUCAGGGCCUCGAUCUAGAGGCUUAUAAUCUACGUCCUUUCUACGGAGACUUCUUCGAGUGGUCGAUGGACUGCGAUGAGCAAGCAAGGAAGGGGCGGUUUCCCGACUUUAAUCCAAUGUAUUUUGAGAUUCACUUCAUCGUCAGCGAUGGAAAGGAACAAGAAGCGACUGCCCCGUCGUGGGCAAAAAUGGGUUACAUUCGACCUAACGGAAUUACAAUGCUUCGGGAAUCGAGUCACGAUACUGUCAGUGGCAGCCAAAUCAUGUUCUUGCAGGAUAAGCCGGGGAUCAAUCGAGCAAAGUCGUCUGGGGGCGUCGUUAAAUACUCUAUAAGCUGGGAUUUGGUUGGAGAAAAGAUACCAAUGCUGAAGAUGUCACGUCGUGACGAGACAAAGAUGUUAAGCUGUGUUCGUGGAAUAUCGCUGGAUGUGUGCCUCAAAGAAACGCAGUCGUCGUCGAAGCAAUAA
This is a messenger RNA of Truncatella angustata, 474 nucleotides long. RefSeq lists its product as uncharacterized. The coding region runs from base 1 to 474 and encodes 157 amino acids. The record is from RefSeq and is a predicted model, not a curated record. The transcript is spliced from 2 exons. Lineage: Eukaryota; Fungi; Ascomycota; Sordariomycetes; Amphisphaeriales; Sporocadaceae.